This is a messenger RNA of Xenopus laevis (African clawed frog), 4673 nucleotides long. It is a transcript of the gene tspyl2.S, whose product is annotated as TSPY-like 2 S homeolog. The transcript is spliced from 8 exons. Lineage: Eukaryota; Metazoa; Chordata; Amphibia; Anura; Pipidae. Gene Ontology annotation, cellular component: nucleus. The record is from RefSeq and is a predicted model, not a curated record. Gene Ontology annotation, biological process: nucleosome assembly. The coding region runs from base 231 to 1679 and encodes 482 amino acids.
GUGUUGUCACAGUCUCGCUAGAUGAGAUCUGUGACGUCUGGAUUAGUUCCCGGAAGGAAUAAAGAACAUAGACAUUAACGGGCCUGUGGGACUUUUAAACAACGAUUCGGUACUUUGGGCUGAAUACAAUCAGGCCUGUGACUGGGAAAUUGGAUCUGUUAGGAGGUGAAUUAAUAUGUGGCUGCACUGUGGCAGUAACAAACUGUGUCUGCACUGAACAGUUGAUUGCCAUGAGCUGCCAAGGGGACAGCGAGGAGUGCACACCUUCUGCUGCUAAACAGCGCCGUAUUGUGGAGACCGACGGGAAAGCGAAGGGUGCACGAGAUACGCAGGUGAGUCAAGAGGCAGAGGCUGCUCAAACGUUAUUUGAGAUGACAAACUGGAGGGAGGCUGGAGACCAGCGUCAAAAGGGAGGGACAAGCGGCGACCAUCAAGCCAACUUGAUGCUACCCCCUCCUGAGAAUGGCGACGCUGAAGAGCGCAAUGUCAGGCUGCAGAGGUGCACCCCUGAGAGAGGGGACACUGGGGAAAGCCCAAGAGGAACACCGCAUGGCCCCAAGGGAGGAAGAACAGGGGGAAAGCCCCCUAAAUUGUCAAAGCUCAGAGAUGCAGAGGACGCUAGUGACUUUAUAGACCAACACAAGAGUGUACAGCAGGCUCAACGGGGAGCGGAUUUAGAGGAAGAGCCUUCUGUGCUGUCUCCUCUCUCCUCUGAUUCAGAUCAUCGUUCAUGUAGUGAGGGCGACGAGUGCUGCAUUGUUUCUGUUGACACACAGCCUGCCAACACCGAGCAUUCCCUGCAGGCCCUUGAGUCCAUACAGAAGGAGCUGAGAGCGGUAAAUGAGCGAGCUGACCAAGCAUUCCUUCAGCUCAAGAGGCGGUAUGGGCAUUUGAGGCAGCCGCACAUCCAGAAACGUAAUGGCAUCAUUCGCACGAUCCCUGGCUUUUGGGUCACAACUUUUCUCAAUCAUCCCCAGCUCUCUGCUAUGAUCGAUGACCGGGAUGAGGACACCUUAAGUUACAUGAACAAUCUCCAGGUGGAGGAUUUUACACACACGAAAGCUAGCUGCAAGAUCAAAUUCUACUUCAAUCCCAACCCUUAUUUUAAAAAUGAAGCGAUCAUCAAAGAAUUCCAAUAUGGCUCUUCUGGGCGCCUGGUUUCUCGUUCCACUCCAAUCCGCUGGUGGCGAGGACAGAAUCCUGCAUAUCGUGGCAAAUCUAGUGGCUCUGCACCCAGCUUCUUCAGCUGGUUCUCCGACCAUAGCUUCCCUGCAGCAGACAGGAUAGCUGCGAUCAUUAAAGAGGAUUUGUGGCCGAACCCUUUGGAAUAUUAUCUCACUGGAGAAGGAGAGAGUGAUGACAAUGGAGUAGAAGACAGUGGCUCUGACAAUGUCGACGACUGCGUGGUCAUUGUUGACGAUGAUGAAGAAGGGAAGGACGAUGAAGAGGACUACGAGGAAAACGAUAUUCAUGAAAUCUCUGAUAACACAGAGAAGCAAACCGAAGGGACAGAUGGUGAAGAUGAGGAGGAUGAAGAGGUGUUGGAGGAGUCUGUCCACAAGGAAACAGUGGAUUCGACCGGAGAAGAUCACGACUCAGGAAAGAUGUUGCUGGAUCCUGAUGAUUCAGGACAAUCUUCUAUAGGGGAAGAAGAGGUAGAAGAUGAUGAAGAUGGGUAGCUGAGAUUAGGAAAUGCAGGGAAGCCGCUCCACCCCAACUUCCUAGGAAGCAAGGUGAAAAUCAGGUGUGCAGGAAUCACAGUGAGUGCUUCAGCCAGAUAGGAAUAUAGUGAGGCUUCUCCUGGGCAUGGUUCACACUCCUCAGCUCAUGUAGUACAAAUGCUUUCCUGUAUCAUGUAAGCAAUACAAGAGCAAGGUUUAAAUAGAAUGUACGCAUAUUUAAAUAUAUAUUUAAAAUAUAUAUUUAAAAAAAUAUAUAUAUAUAUACACACACACACACACACACACACUUCAUUUUAACCCUUACUUUUUCUUAUCAUGAAGCCCCAAAGGACUUGCUUUCUGAAUAUUUUUAUUGAUUUGUGUAUUAAAGCAGCCCUAUAAGGUAUGACUUUCCUUUUUAAGGAUUGUCUUGGUCUGGAUACUAAGCAAGAGGACCACACCAUGCAAACCUCAAUGUCUUUACCCACCUUAUUAACACAUCUUGAAGCCAUGGUUUAUUUCCAUUAACACAAUAGUAUGUACACUGACUUACUGUGUAUAUAUAUAUAUAUAUAUAUAUAUAUAUAUAUAUGUGUGUGUGUGUUUGCGUGCAUUUAUAGGAAGAGACGUUGGGGUGUAAAGAGAUUGCAUAGCUGUCUGCUGCUAGACUGUGUGGCUUUAUGUGCAGAGCCAGCACUGUAAGUACAUUAAGUUGAGCUUCAUUGGUUUAUUAUAAUCUAUAUAGUUCCGUGCUGAUUUAAAAAAAAUUCGUCUUUUGACAAUGAAAAAAAUAACAUAGUCGAACAUGAGCACAGCGCCCCUUGCUGGCAGAUAUGUGGAAGCCUUAGACUUGGCAGUAAAGCUGCGUAUUUGCUCUCUGCACACAGUAAUGUGAAAUCUAUUAUUUCUCAUAGAAAGCACAGCUCGGUAUUCGCUUAUCCCACACAUAAUCCCACUGGAACGGGAAACAGGGCUAUAUAAUAUCUGUAUUUGGACACAGCUCUGUCCGGUAAGGUCAAAGGCAUUUUUAUUUUGAUGAAGUGCAGAAUCUAUUUUUAUUGACCUCAGUGCAAAUGAGUUGUUGGUGGGGGGGAGGCACAAUCGAAUGGGUUUUACAUCCCCUAAAUAGAUCUGGCAAAUAUCACUUUCAUUUUUUCACGUCUCUUGUAGGUGAAGCUGUUGCUCAUGUGCAGAUCCAAUCAGAAUGGGUGGUUGUUUUGUGUGAAAGGGGGUAAGUGGGGGGGGGGGUUAGUAGGUUAAUGUUUAGUUUUCUGCUGCGUGUCAGUAUAAUUCUCAGGAUUUUAGUGCACUGAAUACAUGUAGCCAUAGGAGAAUUCCAUACGGAACCUAAAUGUCGCAGAUUUUUUUAUUUUUCCGGUGAUAUGAUCUAGUCAGGAAUUUUUGUGAGAGAUAACAAUAGACUCAAUGAUUUGCCCUCCAGCUUUCAAGUCGUGCUGGGAGGUAUUGGUUGAGCUGCUGCUGGAGGGCUGUACAUCCCUGCAUUAGAAUUCCCACUGCCAAAACAAUACACUCCUGAAGGCAGCGUGGGAUAUUUAGUUGACAUGUCAUGUGAUAAAAAUCUCCUUAAGUUUCCCCCAAUCCAGCUCCCAUACUCUCAUCCAACUUUCUUUGCUGUGCUGUUGUCAAUGUACAAUAAAUUUGGGUAUUGGGGAGCACCGACCAUCAGUCAUAGGAGAAUGGUUUGUAGAGUCCGAUAAUUAAUAAUAAAUCACAGGAGAAAUGAAAGAGAACUGACCCAUAUAUCUGCACCUUCCCAUCCACAGCACCCAAAACUCAUGUGUGUAACUACGGUAAAUAAAACGUAACUUUUAAUAUACCAUUAAAAUUGAUUUCCUGUAUUUACAAUAAAAAAUUGGUUAACAGCAGGAGGACUGAUUGGACAGGGUAAGUGGGUUCUUUAGGUUGUAAGCUAUUGUGGCUAUAUGGUAGAUAAGUGCUACCAGCCAUGCUUAGUGUAUAGCAAAUUCAAAAUCCCCCAAUUGAAGGAUUUCACUCCCCGUGCCAACCCCUUCACCCACUUCGAGAUCCCUCCCAUAGAGUGGUGAUCUAAGCGCACUCGAUCAGUUGAUGCCAGUGAUUCAAUCUGAAGGAUAACACUCCCCGUGCCAACCCCUUCACCCACUUCAAGAUCCCUCCCAUAGAGUGGUGAUCUAGGCGCACUCGAUCAGUUGAUACCUGUGAUUGAAUCCCACCUUGUAUCACAGCGCUUAACAACCAUGCAGUGUACCUUAGGCACAUCAAAAUACUGCUGCUGAAAAUGUUCCUCGGAUCUUGAAGAGCCACCAAGGCCUUUGACAAAGCCCGCAAUUUGGUGGGUGAAAUGCGCGUCAGGCGCUAUUUUAGCGACUGGUUAGGUAGGACUAUGGAUAGGGACCUAGAAGGACAAACUGAACGGAUCGGGUGGGAACUUGAUGUGGGUGAAGGGGUUGGUGGCUCUCGGUGGAUCCGAGGAACAUUUUCAGCAGCAGUGUUUUAAUGUGCCUAAGGCACACUGCAUGGUUGUUAAGCGCUGUGAUACAACGUGGAUCACUGGUAUCAACUGAUCGAGUGCGCCUAGAUCACCAAUCUAUGGGAGGGAUCUCGAAGUGGGUGAAGGCACGGGGAGUGAAAUCCUUCAGUUGGUGUGAUCAGCGUCUAUCACUGGGGAAUUUGGACUUUGCUAUACGCUAAGCGUGGCUGGUAGCACUUAUCUACCAUAUAGCCGCAAAAGCUUACAACCUAAAGAACCCACUUAAUCAGGUCAAUCAGUCCUCCUGUUGUUAACCAAUUUUUAAUUGUAAAUACUGGACAUCGAUUUUAAUGGUAUAUUAAGUUACGUUUUAUUUAUUUACACACAUGAGUUUUGGGUGCUGUGGUUGGGAAGGUGCAGAUCUAUGGGUCAGUUCUCUUUCUUUUCGCCUGUGCUGUUGUCAACCAGUUCACUGUUCUUUAAAACAAUGUUUUCUUUCAGGAAAGAAGCUGUUCCUUUUUAAUAAAAGCUUCAGCCUUGGU